GAUGUGCUGCUGUGACAGAGAACUCACUUUCUUCAGAACACAAUCCCACUUAUAACAGACGGGGUUGAAAUUACAUAAGACGUGUUCACGAUUUGAUGUGCUGCUGUGACAGAGAACUCACUUUCUGCAGAACACAAUCCCACUUAUAACAGACGGGGUUGAAAUUACAUAAGACGUGUUCACGUUUUGCCGUGCUGCUAUGACCCAGAGCUCACUUUCUUGAGAACACAAAAUCAGACAAGGUUGAUAUCACCGAGGAUGUGUUCGCGAUUUGCAGUUAUGUUGUUACUACUGAUACACAACCGGUGCCUCCUCGGUCAAAUGUGUUCAAGUAUUGAUAAAUUUGUUAAUGUUCAUGGUAUUUUGGAAAACACGAGAAUUAAUGCGGAACCGUUUUUGAUCAGCAGAAGUGUAGGAUUGAUAAAAUGCUUAAGAUCCUGUGCUACUUAUUCGCUGUGCAAGGCGUUUAAUUUUGAGGAUUCCUCUGGCACUUGUGAGUUACAUAGGGAGAUGGUGAUGGAAGAAAAUAUUGAAAGCUUUAAUGGAUAUCUUACUAGUAAUUUAUCCAGUUGGCUGAACAAGGACAUAAACUAUUGUCAGAAUCAUAUGUGUGGUUAUAAUGCUAUUUGUGAACCAAGACUCACUAAUUAUAUAUGUACAGUCAUUGGAUGUUUUGACUCCUUCGAGCCCUUUGCGAACAAGACGACGUUUACCAAGAUGAUUUAUGGUUUUGGUGAUAUUGUGGCUACGCCUUGCCAAGGUGAUUAUUAUACGAAUGUUACGGUGCAGUGUAGUUCGGCUGGAACUUGGACAUCAUUUAAAUGUUACCCAUAUCAGCAGAUAAGAAACUGUAAUUUUCUUCAUAAAAAUUGCAACCCGGCACUCCUUGACGGCGAGUACUGGUUGUAUCCACCUAGUCAAAAUGGAGUCCGCACCAAGGUCUACUGCCACAACAUGCAGACAACUGACCCUGAGGCAUUCAUCACCCUGCACGAACAUAACUUUGCCAGUAAAAGCAUCUAUGUUUAUGACCCAGAAUGCUUCAAAAUCAUGGCCGACGAUGUUACCAUUAAUGCCAACGCCUUGGGUCUAACUACAUUCCAGAAAAUUAGCUUUGCUCCGGCUACAGGAGAUGUCCGUAACGAUUAUACAUUUGCAAUAACUAACGACUCCGUACAAACUUUUGGAACAGCAGGAGAUUGCGUGGAUGAGUCUUAUAGUUGUUCUGCUCUAGGAAACUUCCUUAUUAAUCUAUCGGGUACUGGACUGCUAGUUGACCCGGAUGUUUCCUGGGUGGAAGAUAGUACCAGCAGUGAAAUGAACAUCACAAAUGAUGACAAUCGGGUAAUAUCCGGUGUCUGCGGAAAGGGGUGUUCCGGCUGUUCCCCGAGCCCCUCCAUCAAGCUAGUUCCCGAUCCCGAUUAUAAACCACCCAUGGAGAGUGCCACAAGACCCAUCUGUACACUAUAACUUUUCCAAACGGGGUGGUAAUAUCUAGUGACGUAAAGCUAGUGUGUGCACUUUAUAAUAAGUAUCGUAACUUAAAAGUCAUGCAAGAGUUAAAUCGGACAAUUGCAGGUCUUUCUUACCUAAAAUGUUAUCUAAAUUAUUAAUCAGACAUUAAUUAACUUAUCCAGACCAUAAUCAAAUUUCGAUGUCAUCGCUAGCCUGCGAUAUUUACUAGAUUAUAAUCCGAACUGCUGCUCAACGUUCAUUGAUAAUCAAAUCAAAAAGUGGAUAAUCGAUACUAUGUUUUUUAUCGUACCGACUUUAGUAAUGAUGUUCGAGGCUAAAUCCCUAAAUUCUCGGUUCAAAAGGGAUCGAUUUGACUGAAAUUUUCAGCAAAUUCCUAUUAAAUUAUCUAGUUUUCAACUAUUAUAGUUUGAACUGCCAGCGCUUUGUCUAAUCUCCCAUAAUGUAUCCUUAAUAGCAUGCUCUUGUUAUCCGAGUUGCAGAUAACCAAAUAAA
This is a messenger RNA of Patella vulgata (common limpet), 1968 nucleotides long. RefSeq lists its product as uncharacterized. The record is from RefSeq and is a predicted model, not a curated record. Gene Ontology annotation, molecular function: metalloendopeptidase activity; zinc ion binding. The transcript has a single exon. Lineage: Eukaryota; Metazoa; Mollusca; Gastropoda; Patellidae. The coding region runs from base 259 to 1470 and encodes 403 amino acids.